Molecule: messenger RNA, 1203 nt
Organism: Symbiodinium natans
Lineage: Eukaryota; Dinophyceae; Suessiales; Symbiodiniaceae
Source: the annotation of a GenBank genome assembly
AUGGAUCUCAGAGAAAACGCAGAGUCCUAUUUCGACAGCAGCGACGACUUCCUGAACCGGGUGCACCAGAUCCAGUUUGGGGACGCAGCAAAAAGCGACCACGAGACGGAGCACGAGACGAAGGAUUCCGUCCUCGUCGUGGUGGGCGGGACGAAGACCGCAGCCAAGACGAAGGACGAGUCACAGGACGAUCAGCAUCCCAUCCGCAACCGCCAUCCAGAUGUUCUACACCAACCAGAGGCCGCUUCGCAGAAUACGUCAAAUACGUCAAGCGGAGCCGCCGCGACACGCACAAAACUCAUCAAGGCCGCUUCGGCCGCUUCGGCCGCUUCGGCCGCUUCACGGAAUACGUCAAGCAGCACCAGAGCCGCCGCCACACGCACAAAAAUCAUGCAGGAGCCGACCUUCACCUGCCAGAGCUCUGUGCAGCUCACGAACGUGACUGCUUCGCAGAACAAAGGGUUGGCCAUCGAUGACACCACCUUCUCACAAUGCCCCUCUCUUGGAUUGACGAAGUGGCCCAACACAGACGAGCGCCUCCCUUCCGUACGCCUUUUCAAAGCAUGGGAUUCGAGAUGGGAUAGCAACUACGAUCGCAAGGCGAUUUGGAGGGACCUCCGCGAGUAUGUCUGGGCGAACAGCAUCAAAGUGCUGUUCGGCACGCAGAUCUCCUGCAACGAGACCGCCGAUGAUGCAGACUGGGCCUACGCGAAGGAGCUCAUGGAGUACAUCGGAUGGUACUACACCAUGGGAUUGGCGAUCGGCAAUGAGGUUGAGCUCAUCCAUUUGCAUCCAGAUGAACCGAAGGAAUGCAAGCUGCGCCUCUUCCAGCAGAAGUACUUCCAAAGGAAAGUGGACGCCCGUGCCAAGGACAUGGAUAAGAUGGAGGGCUUCUCUUCGGUGCCCUUGACCACCGUCAUGGGCGGCUACAUCUUGUCGCAGAAGCCCUUCGUCAACACACCCGAGGCCGGCGUUGUCGACUUCUUCCGCUACGUCAAUGGUAAGUACGGCCGACGCUGGGUUUACACCUGGAAUGUCUACCCCUACUUCGAGCCCAAUGUCCACAUCAACCCCUACGACCCCGUGGCCGCCAGUCUGAAUUCGAGCUUCGCAAGGAUUGGCUGUUAUUCCCUGUCACCCCUUACAAAAGGCUUCUUUUGCAGGGCUAUCGGGCUGAUGAUAGCCGAUGAUAAGGGCUCAUAG